Messenger RNA from Telopea speciosissima, 2007 nucleotides. RefSeq lists its product as uncharacterized. NCBI's taxonomy places the organism in Eukaryota, Viridiplantae, Streptophyta, Magnoliopsida, Proteales, Proteaceae. The coding region runs from base 1 to 2007 and encodes 668 amino acids. Gene Ontology annotation, molecular function: single-stranded DNA binding. Gene Ontology annotation, biological process: DNA damage response. The record is from RefSeq and is a predicted model, not a curated record. The transcript is spliced from 6 exons.
AUGAUUACACCCAUUGUGGGGAAUGCUACUGUGAGGACAGAUUCUAGCCACACUACUGUUCUUGGAGGACCUAAAGGAAGUUCGGUUGGUGUCUCAUUUAUCAAUCAAAGUAAUGCAACAUUGAGUGACAGUGGUAUGGCUUUUGAAGAGGUUGGCAUAUCAAGUAGAUGUGUAGGUAGAGGUGGUGUCUUUGUUAGGACUUCUAGCACAACUUCUACUACCAUUGAGCAAGAUGUUCCUGCAGCUAGUAAUGUACAUGACAUUGAAAAAGGAGGAGAUGAAGUGAAAGAUGCUGACACAUCAAAUGAUGAUUACAUGGCAGGAGAAUCAGAUGAAAUGUCUGAUAGUACAAGUAAAGAUGAUUUAGGAUUUGAAGAAGAAGGAAAUGAGGACAUAAGAGAGCAGAAAAGUAAUGAAACAACAAGUACAGAAUGUGAGUCUGAAAAGGGAGAGAACAUGUUUGACAUAGAUGGUGUUGUAGACCAACACAUUGUACUGAGUGUUGGUCAAGAGUUUAUAAAUGUUAAUCAGUUUAGAGAUGUGUUGAUGGAAUAUGAAAUUCAAGAAGAAAUUCAGAUUUUGAAGAAUAAAAAUGAUAAGAAUAGAGUUACUGGAAUUUGCAAUGGUAGAGGGUGUUUAUGGAGGAUUCAUGCAUCACCUAAUAGUAAUGGGAUCACCUUUGUAAUCAAGACACUUAAUCCCAAUCACAUAUGUCAGAGACUUAGUAUAAAAAAGGAGGGUGUAACUGCAGCAUGGAUAGCAAAGAAAUUGACUUCCAAUGUUAAGGUAGAUUCACAUAUGAACAUCAAUGUAAUGGAAGAGUAUCUUUCAGAAAAGUAUGGUGUGAAAGCUAAUAAGACUAAGUUGUACAGGGCUAAAUGUAUUGUCAAUGAAGAAACUGAUGGCAGUCAUGCAAGGGCAUACAAGAAGUUAGAAAAUUAUGGGCUUAUGGUUAAGGAAAGAAACCCUGGGACAGAAUUUGUGAUUGAAUACCAGAAUGCAAAUAGAUAUGGACAAGAGCAGCAUAGAGCGCUAUUAGUAAAUCCACAAUUCAAGCGACUGUUUAUAUGCUUUGAUGCAUGUAAGCAAGGCUUCUUGAAGGGAUGUAGGCCAUUCAUUGGCCUUGAUGGUUGUCAUCUAAAGGGAGUAUAUGGUGGAGUAUUGGUUUCAGCAAUUGCAAUUGAUGGGAACAAUGGAAUGUUUUCCCUUGCAUAUGGUGUAGUUGAAACAGAGUGUAAAGAUAGUUGGUUAUUCUUUCUUCAUCACUUGCUUGGAUGCAUAGGGACAGUCACACCUGCUGGGGAACCAUUUACAUUCAUGACAGACAAACAGAAAGGUCUGAUUGAAGCAAUUGGAAUCAAGUUCCCAGUAGCACAUCAUAGGCACUGUAGUAGACAUCUGUAUAAUAAUUUCAAGACACAGUUUAGAGGUGGGCUUGCAUUGAGGGGAUAUUUUUGGAGAGCAAGUAAAUCAUAUAAUGCUACGGGUUUUCAAAGGGCUAUGAAUGCCAUGAAAGAGGAGAAGCCCGAAGCAUAUGAGUGGUUGAUGAAGACUCCUAAAGAUGUCAGGUAUUGUCAUGCAGUGUAUGCUGGAGCAGAUGAAUUUGAGGUGCAAGAUGGUCUGAAUAGUUAUGUGGUUAACCUAAGAAGCAAGAGCUAUGACUGUGGAGUCUGGGUAGCAACUGGUUUGCCAUUCUUACACUUCUCAGACGCAGAGAGCGAGCGGGAGAUCGAGACAGCGAGAUGUGUGGAAGAGCGUGGUGUACAUAUAAAAUGGCCUCAGUACUCUUUCAGUUAUCGCCCAUCUUACAAUGUUUCACCUACGGCGUAUAUGCCUGUUGUUCGGAGAGAAGAUGGAACUAGUGGUGAAGGUGCUGUCCUUCACAGCAUGAAGUGGGGACUGAUUUCCAGUUUCACCAAGAAAACUGAGAAGCCUGAUCACUUUAAGAUGAUAUUUGAGCUUCACUUGAGCAGUAUUAGGUUUAAAAAUAAGAUUAAGAAGCCAUAA